Molecule: messenger RNA, 4569 nt
Organism: Thalassophryne amazonica
Lineage: Eukaryota; Metazoa; Chordata; Actinopteri; Batrachoidiformes; Batrachoididae
Gene: asap2a
Product: ArfGAP with SH3 domain, ankyrin repeat and PH domain 2a
Exons: 29
Coding region: 301-3267 (988 amino acids)
Biological process (GO): positive regulation of GTPase activity
Cellular component (GO): cytoplasm
Molecular function (GO): protein binding; GTPase activator activity
Source: RefSeq, a predicted model, not a curated record
CGGCCGUUUGUUGUUUCCUCGCUCCUGGGAAGAAGAAGUUCGUACACACGGAGUAAACCUCGCUUUUUUUUCCUCUUUUUUUAAACCCUUUCUUUUUUAGCGAGAGGACGAGCCGUGAACCUGAAUGGAAAAGGCGGAGUGGGAGAGCGAGAGCGGAGGAAUAUAACGACCCGCCGACCUCGCUGGGAAGCGGGGAGCGACAUCAACAUCUCUGACAAUGGUGUGAACUUUACUCGCCUGAAACCGCAAACGCUUUGGGAUUAAGAACAGCGUCUAUCCUUACCAGCAGAGGGAUUAAUUAUGCCGGACCAAAUCACAGUUUCGGAGUUUGUGGCAGAGACGAAUGAAGAUUAUAAAUCGCCCACUGCCUCCAACUUCACCACCAGGAUGUCCCACUGCAGGAACACCGUGGCUGCUCUGGAGGAGGCUCUGGAUGUAGACCGCAGUGUUCUGUACAAGAUGAAGAAGUCUGUGAAAGCCAUCUACACGUCUGGUCUGGCCCAUGUGGAGAAUGAGGAGCAGUACACACAGGCCCUGGAGAAGUUUGGUGAAAACUGUGUGUACAGAGAUGAUCCUGAUCUGGGUUCAGCCUUCCUCAAGUUCUCCGUCUUCACAAAGGAGCUUACGGCGCUCUUCAAAAACCUGUUCCAAAAUAUGAACAACAUCAUCACCUUUCCUUUGGACAGCCUGCUAAAAGGAGAUCUAAAGGGAGUCAAGGGGGAUUUGAAAAAGCCCUUUGAUAAAGCCUGGAAGGACUAUGAAACAAAAGUCACCAAGAUAGAGAAGGAGAAGAAGGAGCACGCAAGGCAGCACGGCAUGAUCAGGACUGAAAUUAGCGGAGCCGAAAUUGCUGAAGAAAUGGAGAAGGAGAGGAGGUUCUUCCAGUUGCAGAUGUGUGAGUAUCUCCUCAAAGUCAAUGAGAUCAAAAUCAAGAAAGGGGUGGACUUGCUGCAGAACCUUAUCAAAUACUUUCAUGCACAGUGCAAUUUCUUCCAGGAUGGCUUGAAAGCUGUGGACAACCUGAAACCAUCCAUGGAGAAACUGUCCACAGAUCUGCACACGAUAAAACAGGUGCAAGAUGAGGAGAGGAAGCAGUUGACGCAGUUACGAGAUGUCCUGAAGUCAGCGCUGCAGGUGGAACAGAAGGAGUCUAGGAGAGAUUCUCAGGUGCGUCAGAACACCACCUACAGUCUGCAUCAGCCACAGGGAAACAAGGAGCACGGCACUGAGCGCAGCGGGUACCUUUACAAGAGAAGUGACGGGUUGAGGAAAGUGUGGCAGAAGAGAAAGUGCACAGCAAGGAACGGCUACCUCACCAUCCCACAUGGCACAGCUAACCGGCCUCCAGCUAAACUCAACCUGCUCACCUGCCAGGUGAAACACAAUCCUGAAGAAAAGAGGAGCUUUGAUCUCAUAUCUCACGACAGAACGUAUCACUUUCAGGCCGAGGACGACCAGGACUGUCAGAUCUGGAUCUCCGUGCUCCAGAACAGCAAGGAGGAGGCUCUGAACCAGGCUUUUAAAGGAGACCAGCAUGUUGGCGAGAACAACAUUGUGCAAGAGCUGACCAAAUCAAUCCUUGGGGAGGUGAAGAGGAUGACCGGCAAUGAUGUGUGCUGUGACUGUGGAGCACCUAACCCAACAUGGCUGUCCACCAACUUGGGAAUCCUGACCUGCAUUGAAUGUUCUGGGAUCCACAGGGAGCUGGGAGUCCACUAUUCCAGGAUCCAGUCCCUCACUCUAGAUGUACUCAGCACCUCAGAACUCUUGCUGGCCAAGAAUGUGGGGAAUGCAGGCUUUAAUGAAAUCAUGGAAGCCUGUUUAAGUGCUGAAAAUGUGGUGAAACCAAACGCCACCAGUGACAUGCACGCGAGGAAGGACUUCAUCACAGCCAAGUACAUCGAGAAGCGUUUCGCCAGGAAGAAGUGUCCUGAUUCGACCUCCCGGCUCCACACACUGUGUGAGGCUGUGAAGGCUCGUGACAUCUUCACGCUCAUCCAGGUUUAUGCUGAGGGAGUGGAUCUGAUGGAGCCCAUUCCUCUGGCCAACGGACACGAACAGGGUGAGACAGCACUUCAUCUCGCAGUCAGAUUGGUGGACAGAACAUCUCUUCACAUAGUCGACUUCCUCACUCAGAACAGUCUGAAUCUGGACAAGCAGACAGCCAGAGGCAGCACAGCGCUGCACUACUGCUGUCUGACUGACAACAGCGAGUGUCUGAAACUGCUGCUGCGAGGAAAAGCCUCCAUAGACAUCGCCAAUGAGGCAGGAGAGACGCCGCUGGAUAUCGCUCGCCGGCUCAAACACCUCCAGUGUGAGGAGCUGCUGAACCAAGCGCUAGCAGGAAAAUUUAACGCUCACGUCCACGUGGAGUAUGAAUGGCGUCUGCAGCAUGAAGAUUUGGAUGAGAGUGACGAGGAUCUGGAUGAAAAGCCCAGUCCUCAUCGCAGAGAUGAGCGUCCGGUCAGCUGUUACACUCCGGCCAGCAACUCCCACCUCCACUCCAGCCUGACCUCAGCGGGCCAUGACGGCGUCGGCCUCACCAAGGAUAAACUGCGAGGCGCCUACAUGCCCAGCCUGGUGAACAACGAGACCUACGGCACCAUUCUCACCUCUGGCUCGCCUCAGUCCAGCCUGCCCUCCACCACGUCCGCUCCUCCUCUGCCCCCAAGGAAUCUGGUCCAGUUAGCCGGUCUGGGAGGGAUCAGCCAAUCUUCAGCCUCAAGCAGCUGGAAGCCUGGUUCAUUAGACCUGGUUGGGCGACAGAGGUCCUCCUCUGAUCCUCCUAACAUGCACCCUCCUGUUCCUCUGAGACUCACUUCGACUGGAGGGAUGGCCCCUCCUCCUGCAGCAAAGGCAACGGCUCUGAUGGAGUCGAUGAGCAUGCGGAGUAAAUCGGGGUCGCGGGCCGGGCCCCCAAAGUCACCUGUGGGGAAUGAGAAAAGCUUUAGCAGAGGACCUCUAACUCGAUCAGAAUCGAUGGAAAGGCCGGCUAAGGAAGUUCCAGGAUGUUCCCAGAACUCCGUAGGUCAGUCUCUGCCUCUGGCACCAAUGCCAAGGAAAACUUACCCAAAGCAGAGGCCAAAGCGGGUGAAAGCCGUCUACAACUGCGUGGCCGAUAACCCGGACGAGCUGACCUUCUCCGAGGGAGAGGUGAUCAUUGUGGACGGAGAAGAAGACCAGGAGUGGUGGCUGGGCCACAUUGAAGGAGAUCCAAUAAGAAGAGGAGCCUUCCCGGUCACCUUUGUCCACUUUAUUGCUGACUGAAACAUCGUCCCAAGUCGGAUUCUGCGUCCCUCCUUCACCCUCAUGUGUCUGUUUUGUCACCACCAACACCUUCACAGACAUUGACCGCAAUGUCGAGACUGCAACUGUAGUAGGGAGUCACUGCAACCAAACCCCAAGGACUCAUGGGAUUGUUUGUGGUUUUAAUACUUGCUGUUAACAUUGUGAGUGUGUGUGUGCGUAUAUAUAUAUAAUGAUUGUAGCGACCUCUGGCAAUAAAUGCACUUUUCUCGUCUUUACCCAGGUUACAGCGUGACGUGACAUAAUGAAGGUUGAAGACGAAUGAAGGCUUACGUGUUUUUCGUUGAGCUGAAUUAUAGACGUCAGUCGUUGUACUGACAAAUGUGUUUUAAGUGCAAACAUAAAAGUAGCUCACAUACUUAAAUUCCGCCUCCCUACAAGCGCCAAUUUUGAAACAUUCGCCUUUACGAAUUUUCUUCCCAGGUGAAAUGUUUGAGCUCGGCCUCCCACUGAGAAGCAGACAUUUUUUUCCUAAUGGUGCUAAACUUGAAGUAUACUGCAAGUCACACCCAAGGUGGCGCUGCACAGCCCCAACACUUGUCUUUUAUUUCUCUGUCGGAGCAGUUUUAAAGCGGCGGGCUGUCCUUGCUCCAGCUCCCUCUUUUUGUUUCGGGCCACACAACAACGUCAAAUUGAAUCGUGGCAGCUGGUAUUUGACUUCGGCCAAGCUUGACUUGUUCGACACCUUCCAGUCUCUAUUUGAGGAUGUGUUUUUGUGCACAUUUGCUCUGCACAGACUACGCUGGGAAUAAAAGAAAAAGGGACAAAAAGCAGCAGCAGGAGCCAAAUGGGGAGGAAAAACAUUCUCGUUAAACCUCUUGUGGUCCCGUAAUGUAGAAAGAGGAGUUUAUAGUGUUUGUGUUAGCAUAUAAAUCGGAAACAUUCAGUUGCAGAGCAACUCCUUUGUGUAUAGAAAUGAUGUAUGUGGAUAUUUAGGCGUUUCACCUGAAACCGGACCAUCAGUAUGUGAAUUGUAGCUUUGUUCUGUUUUAAAGUGAUCCUCACUGGAAAUGGGAAGAUUUAAUAUGUGUACAUAGAUUUGUGUUUUAUUUAAAGGUUUUUAAAAAAUGCAGAGCUAUAACCCAGGUAGUAAAUGUGUUGUAAUGCACUGGGGCGAUGACCCUCGACCCAACCUGCUGGUUAUGUACAUUCUAGCAACUAGAAGAAUAAAGUAAGAAUUCUGUAGAUCAGUGCAGCGGGUCGUAACUCUUAAUGUGUAAAUGCAGAAAAGAGAAACUGGAAAAAUAAACUUUGAAAAACAGG